Messenger RNA from Rhodotorula toruloides NP11, 2169 nucleotides. RefSeq names its product histone acetyltransferase. Lineage: Eukaryota; Fungi; Basidiomycota; Microbotryomycetes; Sporidiobolales; Sporidiobolaceae. The transcript is spliced from 7 exons. The record is from RefSeq and is a predicted model, not a curated record. The coding region runs from base 1 to 2169 and encodes 722 amino acids. Gene Ontology annotation, molecular function: histone acetyltransferase activity. Gene Ontology annotation, biological process: regulation of DNA-templated transcription.
AUGGAGCAAGGGUCUUCGACGGCUGAGGCUCCUACUGAACCGACCGCACCGGCUGUGCCCGCCGACCCGACUCCAUCAACAAGUCGCGGAGGAGGGAAGGAUAGCGAGGCGCUCUCGGCUGUUGCGAGGGGAAAGAAGCGCGCGAGAGAACCGAAUGAAGCUUCGCCUGCUCCCCCUCCCGCACCUCGAGUUGACUCUGGCCGCCGCAUCGACCUCGUCAUCUAUGCCGGCUACGAGAUCAGAGCUCAGUUCAGGUCGCCAUAUCCGCUGGACGAGCUUCCCGGAGCGAGUACAACAAGCGGAGACAAGGCUUCUCAGGCGGGAGCAGGAGAGAAGCGCGGACCAGGUCGCGAAGCGGGUGGGCGGUUCACGAAAAGGCUUCCGACGGUGAAGAAGGAGGGGACGCUUGAGCCUGAAGCGGCUUCUGCGGCGGUUCCGGCGGUGAAGGAGGAAGAGGACGUCUCGCCUGAUUUCGCCUCAGGUUUCGCCUCAGCCAUCGCGCCCAGUCCUGAGCUUGCAAGCUCACCAGCAGUCGAGUCGAGCGGUGCUCGGCACUCAGACAAUUUCGUCGUGGAAGAGACCGAUGCGGAAUCGCCCGUCGACUCGCAGGUCGCAGCUUCUUUGACAUCCGCCGCCGCUCCACCCUCAGCUCUCCCGCCAGAUCGUUCCAAGCGUUCAGCGUCUACCCACACCGAAGCUACGCAUCCCCCAGAGUCGAUCGACGUAGACCACCCUUUGCCCUUCCAGCUCCCCUCAAUGUCGACCUCCGCUUCGCUCGCCUCAUCAGACAAACCCGUCGCAUCUACAUCCGCAGCCAUCCUCUCCGACCAGCCUCAACCCUCCCUCAGUCCACCCGACUUGUCUCACCCUCUAGAAAUCGAUCCCGGCGGACACGCUCCUCCCGAACGCGGACGAGCUGGCCGCUUCCUCCCCAAACCGCCUGGCGAGACAGUCAAGGCGAAGCGAGCUGCCGAGCGGGCUGCUCGUCUCGCCGCGACAGCUGCGGGUGAAGCCGUCCCUCGCGUCACGCAACGACAGCAGCGGGAGAUGGCUCGACGGGCGAGGGAGGAGAGGGAGAAGGAGCUGGCGAGGGAGAAGGACAACGAGCUGAAGGAGGAGGUGAAGCUCUUCGUGUGCGAGAAGUGCUUCAAGUACUUGGCUUUGCCCGUCGCCUAUCUCGCUCACCAGAAGGAGUGCACCGUUACGCGACCGCCUGGGCGGCGGGUCUAUCAGCGAGGCGCGACCAGCAUCUGGGAGGUCGACGGAGCAGAGGCAAAGCUGUACUGCCAGAACCUGUGCCUCUUCGCCAAGCUGUUCAUCGAGCACAAGUACAUGUUCUUCGAUGUCGAGGGCUUCACCUUCUACCUCUUGACGGAGGCGACAAGCAAGCAAGAAUGGGUGCUCGGCUACUUCUCCAAAGAGAAGAUAUCGUACGACGACUACAACCUCGCGUGCAUCGUCGUCUUCCCGCCGUUCCGCCAGAAGGGCUGGGCGACGCUGCUGAUCGAGUUCAGCUACGAGCUAUCCCGCCGCUUCUCCUCCACGGCCGGCACACCCGAACGACCACUCUCCGAACUCGGCCAGAAGGGCUACCUCGCGCACUGGACUGCCGUCCUCGUCCGCUACUUCCGCGCCGUGUUCGCCCUCCGCUGCGAACCGCCCUCCAUUGAGUCGUUCGUGCCGAGUCGCAAUGGCGUCUCGGUCUCGCCGACGAAGAGCACGACGCCCGGCGCGGGCGACGACGAUGCCGAGCGAGAACGGCGGAAGCGGCAGCGGCGGUCGAAAGGCUGGGAUGGCGAGUUGCCAGCUGGGACUGCGACGCUCGCCGCCUCACCCGCCAAGGCGUUCACGCUCCGCUCGACCAGGUCCAAGGCGCCUCGACAAGGCAGAAUCGAUCCAGUCGACGGGUCAUUCGCCUUCCCGACGACGCUCGACGAGCUAGCCGACGCGGUCAACUUGCGCCCUGACGACGUCGCCUUUGCACUCGUCGAGUCUGGACUUGCGCAGUGGCGGCGGGGCGAGGGCGUGGUCAAGAUCGAGGAGGGAGAGUCGGCGACCGACGCCGAGCUCGAACUGGUCAUCACGCCCGAGCUGGUCGAGGAGGUUGCGGUCGCGUGCAGGGUCAAGCCGAUGCCGAUGCUGGACGUGGCGUACGUGUGCGGGCUGUAG